UUGCCUUUUCAGAAAUCGAUCCCAACCAAGAAGAAUCACAUCAACGGAAAGACAUUACCUUCCGCAUCAUCUCAAAAAAGUCUACUUAAUGGUAGUAUAAAUGGAAAGUCAUCUAUCAAGUCACACCCAACUACUCCAGUACGAGCAGCUGGCGCUGGUGGGCCGAGGACAGUCAUGAAUGCAUUGAAGAAAAUUGACAGUGAGGAAUGGAGUGAAAAGGUGGAUGGGAUCAAUCUCAUCAGUGAGCUGUCUGAAACGAAUCCGAAAGAGCUGUGUCUUAUUCUCAUCCAUCGAGCUGGCGACGUGUCAAAUGCUUUCAUUCGUGAAGAUGCGAACGAGGCCUUGGACAAAGUCGUAAAACAUGCAUCAGCUGGCAAAGCACUCCAGUCGAUCAUCGCUGCUGGUUCGAAGUAA
Strongylus vulgaris is the source of this 414-nucleotide messenger RNA. The record is from the annotation of a GenBank genome assembly. NCBI's taxonomy places the organism in Eukaryota, Metazoa, Nematoda, Chromadorea, Rhabditida, Strongylidae.